Molecule: messenger RNA, 2041 nt
Organism: Anopheles funestus (African malaria mosquito)
Lineage: Eukaryota; Metazoa; Arthropoda; Insecta; Diptera; Culicidae
Product: apyrase-like
Exons: 2
Coding region: 394-2013 (539 amino acids)
Biological process (GO): AMP catabolic process
Cellular component (GO): plasma membrane
Molecular function (GO): 5'-nucleotidase activity
Source: RefSeq, a predicted model, not a curated record
AUCUUAUUCAAAGACUGCGGAAACUGUUUGUAAUGAUACCUCCAUUAAACGGUUUACGACAUUGCCUCCCUGCGAGUGACAAAAAAACGUACAAGAACGUAUCGAGUUAUCGAACUCAUUCAUACACUGAUUACACGGUUGCAUGCCACAAUCAUCUUCCAGUCACGUUUACAAUAUAGAGCAGCGAUAGAUUAGGGAACAUUUCAUCAGCACCAAUGUGACGCGACAUAAUUUCUGUGGUUGGAUAAAUGAUUAAUCUCACGUGAAAGAUCCUCUUAUCGUCUAGCGUGCUAUCAGUUUGAUGUUGUGAAAUACGCUAGAAAAACUGAGUAUAAACUAUAAAACCAGGCUCGCUAGACAUUUCAGUUUGUGUGGUAACAUUGCAAAGUAAUCAUGAUGUCUAGCAACGUACUCUUAGUUGUGGCGUUGGCUUUGGUGAGUUUCACCAGAGCACAGCAGGACGAUCUGUUUCCGCUGUCGGUUGUGCACUUCAACGACCUGCACGCACGAUACAACCAGGUCAACUUGGAAGGAUUCACCUGUAUCGGACAGGAACGUUGCCAGGGUGGCUAUUCUCGGCAGGUGAGCGCCGUCCGUCAGAUACAAGCCGGAGCGGAAAAUUCGAUAUACGUGAACGCCGGUGGUAAUUUCAAAGGUACGCUGUGGUACACCGUACAUCGAUGGGAGGUCGUUGCGGCCAUGUUGAACGUGCUGCCCGCUGAUGCGAUGACAUUGGGUCGGUUCGAUUUCUUCCACGAAUUGGAAGGCCUCAACCCAUUUUUGGCCGCAUCGGAAACACCGGUUGUGUUGACCAACGUGGACAAUUCGGCGGAACCGUCAUUUGUGAACUUUGAACGCUCGGUCGUGGUCGAACGUUCGGGUCGUCGCAUCGGAAUUCUCGGUGUAAUCCGCCCAGAUGUGGACGCCGUUGGCCGUCCAGGAAAUCUAACGUUUUCCGACCCUAUCGAGGCUGUGCGUAACGAAUCAGCUCGGCUCGCUGAGGAAGGUGUGGACAUUGUUGUGGUGCUUUCAUACUACGGACUCAACAAUGACCGAAGAAUGGCACGAAACUGUGGUCCGCAUGUCGAUCUGAUCGUUGGUGGAUCUUCCAAUACGGUGCUAUUUAGUGGAAACGAUGCGGACUUCCCGCUUGAGGUGGAGGGAGAAUACCCAACAGUUGAGUUACAGCCCGACGGACGAAGAGUUCUGGUGGUGCAGGCUGGCUCUUACGGUCGGUUGGUAGGCAAUCUGACAGUCUUCUUCAAUGAGGAAGGAGAGAUUGAAGAAUGGGAAGGCAACCCAGUGUUUUUGGACUCAAACACGCCCGAAGACCCAGAGGUGAUGGCAGCACUGCUACCAUUCCGAGAGGAGGUAGAAACUCUUGGAAAUCGUACUGUUGCCGUUGCUGAGGUAGAUAUGUCCCGGCAAGACUGUGUUUCGGGUGAAUGUUUGCUUGGUUCGCUGAUCACCGACUCAAUGGUGAGGGCCUUCUUCCCAGUGUACAACGGAAUUGCGCUCCAAAACCGUGGCGGUAUUCGAGGUGAUCUACAAGCCGGUACGGUCACCUACAAACAGCUGUUCGAGGUACUACCGUUUGAGAAUCAACUAUUUUCGUUGCUGCUCCGCGGUGACCAUCUAAUGUCAGUUCUAGAAGACAGUGUGCGCAGUGCAACGAUGAACAAUGGUACGGUACAGGCUUGGGAUCUCCUGCAGGUGUCAGGGUUGAGAGUGACUUACCGCAUCACCAAUCCACCUGGCAGAAGAUUGGUCUCACUGGAAGUGCUAUGCCAGCAGUGUACGGGACCAGUGUAUGAACCGAUCAAUCCGUUCCGGGAGUAUCGAGUAGCACUCACUAGUUUCUUGGCCGAGGGUGGCGAUCGGUUCACAACAAUUGCCCGUGAGGGUAUGGAUCUCGAAGAAGGACCGGUAGAUUUGGAUGCUUUUGAAGAGCACGUAGAACGGCUAUCACCACUCAGAGAUGCUGAAGCAGGACGUAUUCGUUUCGUGUUCUGAUUUAGCGGUCGUUUCGGACCAUUUUAAA